AUGUUUAAUAUACUAAAACAUACAAAACGAUUGCCUAUCACCAAUAUAUCCAGAUCAAUUAACUAUGCUAUACGACAACCAAUAAAACAAAACAGUACCAAAAUUAUAGGUAUUUCUUCAGGUAUUUCAAUUUCAUAUUUAUUAUUUAAACAUAUUGAUAAUGAUGUACAUGCAUUAGAUACAACAGUUCAUGAAUUAUUACCAAAACCAGAUUCAGAUACUUAUGAAAUGGGAUUAUAUUUAGCUUCGCAAGAAGAAGAAACAAAGCAAUAUAAAAACUAUCGAAAAUCAAAAUCAACGCACUCCAAUUUAGUACUUCGAUGGUUUUUUCAAAUAAAAUUCUUUAUAGAUGAUUAUGUCAUUGAUCCCAUGUUUACAUUUACCCGUUUUUUAGAAUUGUCAUUCAUAUUUGUACCCGUGUUGUUAAGUUCUCCGAUUUGUUGGUUUGGAAGGAAGAAGAAAAUGCAAGAUGGUACAAUUAUCAGAUCUGGUGCUUCUUUAUGGUAUGUUUAUCUUCGAUGGAGCGCAGAAAUUGCAGGUGCUUCAUUUAUUAAAUUAGGUCAAUGGGCAGCAUCAAGAACCGAUAUUUUCCCACAGGCAAUGUGUGAUGAAUUAAGUCAAUUACAUUCAAAUGCAAAAGCACAUUCAAUAGAAGCUACAAAGGAGAUCAUAAGUAAAAGUUUUGGUUAUUUACCAUUUAAUGAAAUAUUUGAUGAAUUUAAUGAAAAACCAUUGGGAGUAGGUGCAAUUGCUCAAGUUUAUCUUGGUAAAUUAUCAGACAAGGCUGUAAACAAAGCAAGAGAAGAAGAAAAAAAAAUAAGUGAAAGAUUAAAGUCACUACAUGGACAAAACAGCCCUCAACAAUUUUUUGAAAAGUUAGUUGUGACAGAACAUUUAAAUUCUAAUCAAAAUGUAGCUAUAAAGGUCCUACAUCCAAACGUCGAAGUUAAAAUUAAUCGAGAUUUAAAAAUUAUGUCAUUUUUCGCCAAUUUUAUAAAUGUUUUACCUACUAUGGAAUGGUUAAGUUUACCGGAUGAAGUUGAACAAUUUAGCAUAUUAAUGAGAUUACAAUUAGAUCUUCGGAUUGAAGCAUUAAAUUUAGCUAAAUUUAGAGAAAAUUUUAAAAGUAGAUUAGAUAUACAUUUCCCAAAACCAUAUUUAAAUUUCACAACUAGGGAUGUUUUAGUUGAGGAAUACAUACAUGCAAUACCAUUAGAUAAACUAUUAUCAUUAACGGAGAAUUUUGGAAAGAACCUAUCAAAAGAAGUUUCAGAUAAAGGUCUCGAUGCAUUUCUUAAAAUGUUGAUCUUGGAUAACUUUGUCCAUGCAGAUUUACAUCCAGGUAACAUGAUGGUAAGAUUUUAUAAAAAUGAACUAUUCAAACAUGAGAAAGAAUACAAAAUUGUGAAAUCAUCAAAUGAAAAAGAUAUAAAUAAAGUAACUGAUGAAUUAUUAAAAUUAAAGACUCCUAAUGAAUGGUGUACCAAAUUAGCUGAUUUAUAUGAACAAGGAUACCAUGCCGAAGUUUGUUUUCUUGAUGUUGGUCUAAUUACAGAAUUAAAUCACACUGAUCGUGUCAAUUUCAUUGAUUUAUUUAAGGCCUUAUCUGAAUUUGAUGGAUUUAAGGCUGGUGAAUUAAUGGCUGAACGUUCAAGGACACCCGAAACUGUAGUAAAUAAAGAAAUAUUCGCUUUGAAAGUUGAAAAAUUAGUUGAUAGGAUGAAGGAUAGGACAUUCACUCUUGGAAAUGUUUCAAUUGGUGAUUUAUUAGAUCAAGUUUUAGGUAUGGUUCGAACUCAUCAUGUUAGAAUGGAGGGGGAUUUCGUUACUGUUAUUGUUGCUAUUUUAUUACUAGAAGGUAUUGGAAGACAAUUGGAUCCUAAUUUAGAUUUAUUUGCAAGGUUUGUAUAUGCGUUAAUAUUUGGAUUUCCAACAGAAGAAAUGGAUUUAAAAUUUUUAGUUGGAAUUUAAUACAAGAAAAUGAUAUGAGAACAUUUUGUUGAAAUUUAAUAGAAUUCUUAAUUGGAAAUCCGAAUUUUAAUAAAUGACGAUACUAACUUUUCCAGUUCUUUACCUGUUUUAAGAAAAUUGGGAGUAUCUAAAGAAGGUAGAGAGAUAAUGAAAAAUGAAUCAGAUUUAUCAAUGAUUAAGAUUUGGUUAGCUUUGGAAGUUAGACAAUUUAUCAAUGCUUCAAUUCAAGACAUUCAUACUUUGGUGAAAUCAGAUAUGUUGAGUCCGAAUAUAUAA
Messenger RNA from Insectozyma verbasci, 2247 nucleotides. NCBI's taxonomy places the organism in Eukaryota, Fungi, Ascomycota, Pichiomycetes, Serinales, Debaryomycetaceae. The record is from the annotation of a GenBank genome assembly.